GAGAGAAGGAAGAAGAAGAAGUUCACUCAAGAAACAACGCUUAAAAGCCACCCACUGCAUUUCCGUUUCGGUGCUGGUCUGGUUAGGGCUUCCCGGCGUUUCGACCCGCGCCCCACCUUGCUGCGGCACAUCAAACCCUAACCCCCUUGGGCCAACGCGUCGCUAUCUCUCUUCUCUCUCGAACCAGGUAACCGUAACUUUGAACCCAUUAAAAGAAGGUUCCACCUUCAUUUUAGAUCUAGGGUUUUAUCUCCUUUCUCAUUCUUUACCAGCUUCCAGACCCCGUUAAUGUUUUUCUAGGGUUUGAAUCUCCUUCCUUUAGCUUUAUUUAUAUGACAUUUACGACUUUUUUGAGGUAGUGAAAGUUUUUGGUGUUGUUCAUUUUUGGGUUAGGGUUUCUACGGUUUGAUGCAGUGGGGGCCGGUCCCGCUGCACAGGGAUCACAUUAGGGUUUCUGAUCUGCCAUGGCUAGUUCUGGCAUUGGUAACAAGUUUGUAUCAGUGAAUCUUAACAAGUCAUAUGGCCAACCAGGCUCAUCCUCUAAUGGAGUCUCUAAUAGUGGGAGAAUCGGUAGUGGUAGAGCUUCUUCUUCUUCUGGUCAUGGAGGAAUGGUGGUUUUGUCAAGGCCACGAGCCCAGAUUUCUGGGUCGAAGGGUACGAGGCUCUCUGUACCACCCCCCUUGAACCUGCCUUCAUUGAGGAGAGAGCAUGAAGGGCUUGAGCCAUCUGGUGUGGGCUCUAAUGGAGCUUCAGGGGUGGGCUCUGGUUCUGGUUUUGGUUCGGGGAUUGUAGGUUGGACAAAGCCACAACAACCCAUCAAUUCUCUUUCAGAGAAAGAUAGUGGUGUUGAUAACCCAAUUGGGAAAUCACCCAUUGGGUCAUCUGAAUUGAUGUCAAGCUCCGCUAAAGCGCAUGGUCAUGGGGUUGAUGUUACUGGUUCAGAAGGUAAUGGUAGAGGGGGUUCCCUUUAUAUGCCCCCUGGUGCCAGGGCAAGCUCCCCUGCAAUGGCUUCCCAGUCAUAUGCACCAGUUGAGAAAGCAGUUGUUUUGAGGGGCGAAGAUUUUCCUUCUCUACAAGCUGUUAUCAUGAAUCCUCCACCUCCUGCUCCAAAGCAGAGAGAAACUCUUCAGAAGCAAAGCAAGAAACAAGAGGAGGAUGGGAUGAGAGAGCAAAAAGCAAAGCUUCAGGAGAUGUCUCAGAGCUCAGCAUUUGGUUCUGAUACUGAGGUGCCUUUGGCUAUGCGCCCACAAAUGAUGCCUCGAGCUCCUCAGAGUGGGUCAAGUGAGAAGCAGAGGUUGGGAAGCCUGGGUGUUUCAGAGAAAUCUCAGAAGCAGGAGGGGCUUUUCUCAGUUCAGCUGCCUAAUAUUCGAAUGACCCAUUUGUCUGAUUGGGCUGAUGAUGAGAGAGAUACAGGCCAUAGGUUCUCAAGAACAGAGGUUCAGAGCAUUCGCAGCGUUGAUUAUGAUAUCCCGAGAAGUGGUUUGCCUAGAACCAGUAAUGGAGCCUACGAUCUUCAUCAGUCUCGGAAGAAUAAUGGGUCUUUCCAUGGAUUGGCACCUGAUUGCGAGCUCAGAGAUACCAUUCGUGAUGCUGAUUCUGCUAAAUUAUUGCAGAGAGGGGAUUUAUAUGGAAGAGAAUCUAUAAGCAGAGAAGGAAGAGACAGUAACACUUGGAGGAGCCCAGUAGUGCAAAGGGAUACCCGAGAUGGAGGAAUUCAUAGAAUUGGAGUUGGGUCUUCGAGGCCUACUGGCUUGAGCAGGGAUACUGGUAAUGAAAGCAAAUUUGAUCGUUCUACUUAUACAAGGAAUUCCUCAGCAUCACCUGCCACAGAAGGUGCUUGGGGUGGUCAGGAUUCCAGGUAUAGAGAGUCUUAUAAUAGAGAUGGGGUAUAUGGGUGGGUCAAUCAAGUUCGAAGCCAUGUAUCAGAUAUUUCUAGCACAAGGGUCAAUGAUCAAAAUGUGAGGGGAAGGAAUGGUGAUUCUGUUACAAAUAGUAUGAUAGCCAGGUCUUCUUUUUCUUCAGUUAGCAAGGGUUUUGGCAUGAGUGACCCCAUAAUGAAUUUUGGCAAGCAAAAGCGUUUGUUUUCAAACAAUGGGAAACCAUACACUGAGGAUGCUUUCGUUAAAGAUUUUGGGUCUCCUGAUCCUUUCUUGGGCAGUGCUCUUGCUGAUAUGAAAUUGUUCAGGAGGAAGAAGGAUGCAACAAAACAAGUAGAUUUCCACGACCCAGUUCGAGAAUCAUUUGAAGCUGAGCUUGAAAGGGUUCAGAAGAUGCAAGAGCAGGAGAGACAGAGGGCUAUUGAGGAGCAGGCUAGGGCCUUGGACCUUGCUCGAAAAGAAGAGGAGGAGAGAGAACGCGUGGCCAGGGAAGAGGAGGAGAGGCAAAGGAGGAUAGAAGAGGAGGCAAGAGAAGCUGCAUGGAGAGCAGAGCAAGAGAGGUUGGAGGCAGCUAGUAGGCUUGAAGAGCAGAAGAAAGCCAGAGAAGAGGAGAAAAGGAACAUGCUUUUGGAGGAAGAUAGGAGGAAAGAAGGAGCAAGACAAAAGCUUUUGGAUUUGGAGGCAAGAAUUGCAGCGAGAAGGCAAGCAGAAGCUGCAAAAGAUGACAAGUUACCUAAAGUGGGUAACGAGAUUUUGCCACCAGGAAAAGACAGGGAUGCUUCAAGGCUUGCUGAUUCAGGGGAUUGGGAGGAUAGUGAAAGAACAGUGGAGCAGAUCGCUAGCUCUGCUUCUUCUGAAUCAUUGGGGGGUCAGAAUGGAUCCUAUGAAACAGGUUUCAGACAUUACAUGUCGAGGGAUGGGAAUUCAUUUGCUUCAGAUAGAGUAAAACAUGUGAACUCGUGGAAAAGGGACCUAUUUGAGAAUGGGAAUGGUUCAGGCCUCCUUCCUCAUGAUCAUGAUAAUGAAUAUCACAGUCCAAGUCGAGAUGCAUUUGCAGGAGGGAGGGGAUUUCCUAGACGAGAGUUGCAUGGAAGUUUGGGAGCAAUGCCAACUAGAGGUUUUGGCAAAAUGGGAAUGCUAGAAUCUCACUUAUCAGAUGAUGUUCCUUACACAAGAGGGCAAAGAUGGAAUUUCCAAGGGGAGAAUGAGCGAUACAGUAGGUCUUUAGAUGCUGAAUUGGAAUAUGUUGAGAACCCAGGGGACAAAUUUGGGGAUAUUGGGUGGGGGACUGGUCGGUCUCAAGGAGCUCCACAUGGGCCUUAUGGAGAAAGGUCUCCCCAGAGUUCUGAGAUUGAUUCUUAUUCCUUUGGAAGGUCACGCCACUCUAUGAGGCAGCCACGUGUUCUUCCCCCUCCUUCCUUGGCAUUGGCGCACAAAGGGUUCUCUAAGAGUGGUUUAGAGAAGCCAGGUUCUUCUUUGGUUGAUCAACGUGCACUGCAAAGAGGUGAACAAGCCAUGCAGAUGGGCUCUCAGAGUGGUAUUGGAGAUAAGCAUGAACAAUCUGAUAUGGUAGCUGGGCCACAUGAUGCUGUCAUCCAGAGGGACCAAGAUGAUAAGAGUGCUCUUAGAUGUGACUCCCAAUCCUCUCUCUCUGUUUCAAGUCCUCCCAAUUCACCAACUCAUCUCUCUCAUGAUGACUUAGAGGAAGUUGGUGAUUCACCUGCUUCUCCUAGCGGCAGUGAGCAGAUUGUUUUGCCCAAUUCCAAGAAUGGGUUUAUGGAUUCAGAGGAGAACAAAGCUAUUAUGACAUCCUCAGCCUCAGGUCUUGUAACUCCUUUGGAAGAUGAAGAGUGGGUGAUUGAGAAUGAAGAUGGUUUGCAGGAGCAGGAAGAGUAUGAUGAAGAGGAAGAUGCAUAUCAAGAGGAGGACGAAGUACCAGAGGGAGAUGAGGAAAACCUUGUUAUAGCUGAAGAUUUUGAUGAUCUCCAUAUGGUGGAAGAGCAUAAAAUGACUGACAAAGUUGAUGGUGCUACUGAUUUAGCGUUUGAUGAGGGUCUUAAAGUUGAGGUGCCCCAUGCUGAGGAUUCCGACAGGGGGUCUGGAAGCAGUGACAAAGUGAUAGAAGCACAAUCAGUGUCUGUUGCUAUUGAAGAGGAACUGAAAUCUUGUAACGACCAACAAAAUGCGGUUGGACCUGGUGCGCAAACGGAUAAAUAUUCUUCUGAGGUGCCAGUGGAGAGUACAUCAGAAACAGUACAGAUGGUUGAAAAGGGCUUGCAAGAUUUGGUUCUUCAUCCAUCAAACAGCGCCCAAGUCUCGGUAUUAUCAGGCAAUCGUUUUCCAGAUGGUGGGGAUGCAUCUACCUCUGAUAUCACAAUGGUUACCCAACCACCCAUUCCCUCUAUACUGCAUUCUCUAUCUCCUACUCCAGUAGCACAGCCUAUUAUGUCCUCUGUUUCUUCUGUUGCCACAGUUCGCAAUCAGUCUGAGGUUCCUGUUAAGCUGCAGUUUGGCCUCUUCUCGACCCCUUCAUUGAUACCAUCUCCAGUUCCUGCCAUACAAAUUGGUUCAAUACAGAUGCCCCUCCAUCUUGGCCAACCUAUCACACAAAUUCACCCGUCACAGCCCCCAAUGUUCCAAUUUGGUCAGUUAAGAUAUCCGUCCCCGCUUUCUCAAGGAAUUUUACCAUUGGCCCCUCAAGCUGUGUCAUAUGUUCAUCCCACUGUUCCAGCACAUUAUUCUUUGAACCAGCAGUCAUCAGUAUCUCAACAUGACCAAGUGGCUCAAGCUUUUUCAUUUCAAACAGUUGAUGGGAAUGAAAAUAUUUCAUCUUCUCAGCCUGCAAAUCAGUCGUUCCUUCUUCCAAAUCCAUCUAUGGAGCUGAACGCAUUGCAAGUAAAUGAGAGACCAAUGAGUGAAGCUGCACUACAUCAGAGCCAGGCGGAAAACUCUAUCUUUAGUUCAAGUAGUGUGAUUCAUGAUGCAAAUGUUAAACGGGUAUAUAGACCAGUGGGUAUUAAUCGAGAGAGCCUUUAUCAGUCACCUGAUCAGGGGCCUAAUGAAAGAGGAAUAAUUGGGUCACAGACUGUAGGCACAGUGCCCAGUAUGAGAGGAAAAAGAGGCAUUCAUAGUGCCAAGAAUGUAGGUUCAGGCUACUCUAUACCACCACUAUCUGAAUUGGCUCGCUUUGAUCCCAGCAAAUUUCCUAGAAGGGGUAGGCGUAACAUUCGUCGAACUGAAUUUAGAGUCCGCGAGAGGCAACCGGAAGAUAUGGGAUCGUCGAACUACAAUGGGCAUGUUGAGAAGUUGGACUUAAGUUCAAGGGUUGGGGGAGAUGGGGCAAAGAGUGUGCGUAAUAAAUCAAGCAAAUCGAUAGUGGAAUCGGAAAGCUUUAUGAACUCGAAUUCUCAUUUACGUGGUAUUAUUUCUGAAACAAAGAUGGAUAGAACUCUCGACAGAGAAGCACCACUGAAAAGGCAGCUUGAUAGUUCCCAUUCUACAGCAGAAAAGCCUAAGAGGAAUGGAAGUUCUGAGGAGGAUGUUGAUGCUCCUCUACAAAGUGGUGUCGUGCGUGUUUUCAAGCAGUCUGGCAUUGAAACUCCUAGUGAUGAGGAUGACUUCAUCGAGGUGAGGUCCAAGAGGCAGAUGCUGAAUGUUCGCCGCGAACAAAGGGAGAAGGAAAAUAAGGCUAAAUCUAGAGUCCUAAAGCAGGCAGCUCGGAAACCGCGAUCUGUGCUCACAGGUACUGCCCAGAGUGGUGUGGUUUCAUCUAAUUCCCCUCGGAUGGUGCGACCUUUUGGAGGUGAUAGUAGAUCUUCAGGAGCUACAGGUGGAAUUUGUUCGGAGACGGCCAUCUCUGAAGGAAGGGAAUCUGGUGGUGUAGAAGUGCCUACCACAGUUGCAACCCCCCCGUUAUCUCAACCAUUGCCUCCGAUUGGGACACCACCUGCAGCCUUUGCUGAUAGCCAAGCUGCCAAUGUGAAAUCCCUUCCAACAAGUUCUUUCCCUGCGAUAUCUAUUGGAGCGGUAAACAUUGCCUCAGGCUUUUCGUUUGAAAACAAAAAUGUAGCUAUCGAUGUUCCAAGCUCUUUGGGAUCAUGGGGUGGCACGCGAAAUCAACAGGUAAUGAGCUUGACCCAGACUCAAUUGAAGGAGGCUCUGAAGCCUGUACGGUUUGAUGUACGUGCUACACUAGCACCUCUUGGUGACCGCAGUGCUUUGGCUUUGGAGCCUAGCAAACCCUCAUCUUCAGUCUUGACCCAGGACAAGCCUUUCAUUUCUUCUGCAAGCCCUCUUAAUUCCCUUCUCGCAGGGGAGAAAAUUCAAUUUGGUGCAGUGACAUCUCCAACAGUUCUCCCACCUGGCAGUUGCUCAGUUUCAAAGGGAAUCAGUCCUUCGGUAUCCUGUAGGUCAAAUGUUGCAAUGGACCAAGGGCUUUCUGCACCAGAGAAUGACUGCACAAUGUUCUUUGAGAAAGGGGAGCGUACUGAUGAGCCCUGUGUUCAGCUGGAGGAUCCUGAGUCUGAAGCUGAGGCAGCUGCUUCAGCAGUUGCGGUCGCUGCCAUAAGUAAUGAUGAAGUAGUAGGGAAUGGGCUGGGCUCAGGCUCAGUCACUGUUGCUGAUGCCAAAAGCUUUGGUGUCUCAGAUGUGCUCCCUUCAGGAGGCACAGCCAAUGGGCAUGCACUAGCAACCCAAACCAGGAGUGAAGAAUCCCUUACUGUUGCUCUUCCUGCUGACCUCUCUGUGGAGACCCCUCUUUCAUUAUGGCCACCAUUACAGAGCCCACAGAGCUCUUCAAGCGCGAUGCUUUCUCAUUUUCCUGGUGCACCUCCACCCUCCCAUUAUCCUUGCUUCAAGAUGAAUCCAAUGAUGGGUGGCCCCAUUUUUGCCUUUGGGCCCCAUGAUGAGUCUUCAGGUGCUCAGCAGCAAGCACAAAAGAAUGGCUCAUCGAGUGCAUCGCCCCUUGGUGGUUGGCAACAAUGCCAUUCAGGAGUGGACUCCUUCUAUGGACCUUCAGCUGGAUUCGCUGGUCCUUUCAUUGGCCCUUCAAGUGCAAUUCCAGGUGUUCAGGCCCCUCCUCAUAUGGUUGUCUAUAAUCACUUUGCACCAGUUGGGCCGUUUGGCCAGGUGGGGUUGAGUUUUAUGGGCACCACCUAUAUUCCAUCUGGUAAGCAGCCUGAUUGGAAACAUACUCCAGUUUCUUCUCCAACAGUUGGCCUGAAUGAGGGGGACAUGAACAAUAUGGUUUUGGGCCAGCGCAAUCCUAGCAUGCCUGCUGCUAUUCAGCAUCUUGCUCCUGGAUCACCACUUGUUCCAAUUGCAUCACCGAUGGGUUUGUUCGACAUUUCCCCAUUUCAGUCAUCAACCGACCUGCCAAUUCAAGCCCGCUGGUCCCAUAUCCCUGCAGCAUCACCCAUCCACUCUCUGCCCCCUCUCUCUGUGGGCUCCUCAGUGCCCCCACAGCAACAAUUCAACCAUCCAUCAACCAUGGACCACAGCAAUAAUAGUGCCAGGUUCCAUGAGACACGAACCUCCAAGACCCAGGAUGCCAUGCCCUUCUCAGCCUCAGAUACCACUCCCCAUUUCCCCGAAGAAUUAGGGCUUGGUGACUCAGUCCGUGUGCCCAACACGACUACCCCUACCAACACUGGAAGGCCCAAUGCAUACAAUACAAUCGGUGGAAAACCUCAGAACAGCAAGAACUCUCCUAGAGUCAAUGCUAAUACUAGUGAGGCCAGUGGAACUAGCAUGAGCAUCACUACAAGCAGCAAUAGCUGUAGCAGUGGGAGUAGUCAACAAGCCAUUCAUGGGAACCAUGGUGGUUCAGGCCAGGUUUUCAAGCCUCAAACUUCUCAGCAAGGGCAAGGUUAUCUUCACCCUAUUGGGUAUUCAGAGCAAAGGGGAGGAGGUCCUGGGCAACAGAAGGUGGGUUCCACCAAUGAGUGGCAGCAACAGAGGAGGGGAGGUUUUCAGGGGAGGAGCCAAGGGGAGAAGAGUUAUGCACCUUCAAAGAUGAAGCAGAUUUAUGUGGCCAAGCCCACAACGGCUGGAAAUGCGACAGCCAUAUGAUAGUUGAAGAAUGAGAGUGAUUAUGAAGGUAAGGGUUCUGGCCUAUUUGUUGUGGGCUGGCGGUUUUGGGGUUACCUCUUUCUAUUUGAGAGGUUGGGGAUUCUGUGUGCUUAAUGGGCCAAUGCGGUGUUCUAAGGAGAAAGGAGUGGAGUGGGGGUCCUAGGUGGAUUUCUUGUGGUGUAUGAGAUUGCUUUGCUGCUUGUUUCUGCUUGGUUUUUGGUGCUGGUCAAAGGGUUAUAGCAGUUGGUUGAUGUAUGGAAAAACUUUGCUUUAGUUCUACUGGGAAUUUUGAUGACAUGUAGCUACAGAUGGUGAAGUCUUUGGAACUGAAACUGUAUUUCAUUUUUGCUAGUUUCUAGAACAGGAGCUUUUUACUGUAUUUUUCAAGGCUGCCUGGUACUCUGAUAAAGCUGGAAUACCAUUGUCAAAGAGAGAAAUUAAGAUAAUUGGAACAAUGAGGAUCAGGAGAAUGCUUUCAUAUGAUGUUUGUUUCUGCAAAAUUCUUUUGCAGAUAGGAAAAAUGAAUGAGAUUCUUUUGGUUUGCACAA
Messenger RNA from Amborella trichopoda, 8494 nucleotides. Lineage: Eukaryota; Viridiplantae; Streptophyta; Magnoliopsida; Amborellales; Amborellaceae. The record is from RefSeq and is a predicted model, not a curated record.